AUGGUUGGGUGGACUGAAGCGCUACCUUAUGCGAAACUUUACAUGGCAACAUGCGCCAGUUAUUGGGAUCAGCCUCAAUUGCAGCGGGUUCUUGAGACUGUCAUCACUCACCUCAACACCAAAAGCUCUGUUGAGGUCUUGUCAGGCGCGCAGACUAGAAACAUCGACGAUAUGAUGGAUAUGGUACUCAGGAGCUGCACAGGCUGCGGCGCUGCCAAAGACUACGACCAGGCGUUGGUCUUUCUCAUGCAGAUUACAGACGACCCCAGCCCGCUGAAUCUCUCCCGCUCGCGCCGCGCACGUGGAUUUGCCAUUAUGGCGCACAUGUGCUUCGAAGAGGGACUUCCAGAGGACCGGCGCAUGAUGAACAUCGACGCUGUGCAUCGCGGCGCGGUCCUCGCCGAUGUUGCCGCCUCGCUUGGGUUUGUCGCCCCAGUGGUCCUCCAGAUCGCGGAUAUCAUCGAGAAGACUGGUUUUCGGCACCAAGAGACGUGUCCGCCUGGGCACACUGUCGACCGCUUCCUCGAACUCAAGGACCUCUGGCGGGUCUACGGCAAACGCAAGGCGGAAAUGGAACAGAAGGACGAUGCGCGCGAUGCUAAAGUGCUCGCCAUGCCGAACUUCUACUUUUGCGCUGCCGAAGGCUGCGGGAUUGAGGCAACACACAAGUCGGGACUGUCCAGCUGCGCCGGCAAAUGUGACAAAGGCUGGAAGCCAUCAUACUGCAGCAAGGAAUGCCAAAGAAAGGACUGGUCACGCCACAAGCCUUUCUGCAAUGCUGAAGGCACUCCUGAUCCUGUCAUCACCGCGCUGCGCAACCGCGUCAUCCAAGGCGAUACUGAGGUCAGAGCCGUACCUUUGUCUAUCCCUGCCGCAUCUGGAUUCGUCCAACGCUCACCAGAGGGGAUCGCGUCCAGACGACAUGAGCGCGGGAUCGAUGUCGCUGGACCGGACGGUGGUGGUUUCCAGAUCAAUUCGAGUACGAUGGCGCCGGAUUUCAUGCGUGAUGUCCAGUAUCAUCUGCAGCGACUUAUGCGUGGGGAAUCUUGA
Molecule: messenger RNA, 1050 nt
Organism: Phanerochaete carnosa HHB-10118-sp
Lineage: Eukaryota; Fungi; Basidiomycota; Agaricomycetes; Polyporales; Phanerochaetaceae
Exons: 3
Coding region: 1-1050 (349 amino acids)
Source: RefSeq, a predicted model, not a curated record